CGACGCUAAGCGUUUUGCACGUUGAUGCAUGGUGCUUCCUGCGCUGCCUGACCCUUUCAAUGGAUAUGUCUCACAGAACUUGAGAUCAUGCGGUCGCACACUAAAAUUAAAAUCACGCAGAAGGUAUAUCACCUGCGUUUGCCCACGGUGUUGCUAGGUUCGCCAUCUGAGUCUCUACCAUGCUUUUAUCGGUGCUUGCACUGGUCGGCCUCGCAGCGGCCUGCGGGGACUAUCACUCUCAUGCGCGCGAUACUCAUGCUGAGAAGCGAGAGUAUCCUCAGUUUCCGCUUACACCUCCGUAUCGCCCACUCGUAUGGGGUGACUUCAAUGUAAUUCACACCACCGACACCCACGGAUGGCUGCUCGGUCAUCAAAAGUCAAGCUGGCCGGAGCCGAACUAUAGUGGUGACCUUGGAGACUUCGCGAGCUUCGUAGCCCACAUGAAGCAGAUUGCUGUUGAAAAGAACGUCGACCUUCUCUUGGUUGACUCAGGCGACGUCCAUGACGGAACUGGACUUUCUGAUGGGUAUCCGCCAGGCGGCGUAGAUGCGCACGAGUCCAACAAGUUCCUCGAGCGCCUCCCUUAUGAUGUUAUGGCGAUUGGCAAUCACGAGCUAUACGUUUAUGCGGAUACCUAUGAUAUCAGGUAUACCAACUUCGUACCCCAGUUAAACGGGCGUUAUUUGUCCUUGAAUGUCAACAUCACCGUGUUCAACUCUGAUGGGGAAACUGUCAGUGUGCCUGUUGGUAAUCGCUUCGUGAAAUUUACAACUGCUAAGGGACGCCGGGUAACAUCUCUUGGUGCAUUGUAUGAUUUCACUGGCAAUUCCGUCAACACCACUGUGCAGUUCGUCGCCGAUAUGGUCAAGGAAUCUUGGGUAGGCGCGCACCAAAACUGGAAGUGUGAAAUCUUUCUCAAAGUCACCCACAUGCCUGUUUCUUACGAUAACUGGCCGGUGGUCUUCAAUGCAAUCCGUGCUGUGCAUCCGUUGACUCCGAUCCUGAUUUUCGGAGGUCACACUCACAUCCGGGAUUGCCAACAAUAUGAUGGACGUUCUAUGGCAUUGGAAAGCGGUCGCUACAUGGAAACCAUUGGCGCGAACCUUGGUGCAGCGCAGGGCAAUUCCAACAACAUUUCGUUUACUAGAAGAUACCUUGAUCAAAACCGGGUUACCUACCAGUAUCACACUCAGACAUCGAACUCAACGUUCGACACGUCUUAUGGUCGCUCGAUCACGACUGGUUUGGAAGACCUUGCAGAGCAGUUCGAUCUUUCCUAUCUAUACGGUUAUGCUCCUCAAGACUACACCUUAAGCCGAAAUCCCUAUCCAUCCAACGGCUCCGUCCUAUCCCUAUUCGUGGACGAUGGUGAAUUUACGAAGAACGACCAACUCACCGCCUUGCCGUUCACUGACUCAUUCCUCUACAUCCCGAACAUCACCUUUAGUAUUGCCAACCAGGUCUUGCCAGCGCUCAACAGCGCUGGUGCAUCGGACAAGAAGAAGCGCGCGACAUUGGAAAUGGAGAUGUGGCGUCGUGGUUACGUUGAUGACCGCUACAACGCGUGGCUGAAAGAUAUGUUCUGGCGUGCUGGUCCUGGAAGCAGAACGGAGAUGGCAGGAAACCUGACGCUCGGUUAUGUCACUACGGACCCUUGUCCAGGUUAUGGUGAUGACACUCUCCAUACUGCCGUUCCUUAUUAUUCGAGCCCUGAUUACAUUGGGUCGGCUGCACCUAACUUGACCGAUGACACAGCCAUCGACCUCGUGUUCAUUGUCACGGUUUUGAAUACUCUGCAGAACGCAAAGAACUAUACCGACCCGGUGCUGGCAAACCAAAUCCUGGAACUGUAUGCACAGGCCAAGUGGAAUUAGGGUAAUUGAUUACGGAUCACGAACACCAUGCCCAAAUCAAUGAAAAUUCAGAGUACAUACUCUUAAGCUUGCAACUCCCAAAUCGCUGCCGAUAAUCCUCAUGUUUCUGUAUACCACUGGUUUUCGUACAUCAUUAAUCAGAUACCAACGGUCGUCCUAUCGGCAGGACCGAGCGAAAGAGGGAU
This is a messenger RNA of Pisolithus orientalis, 2059 nucleotides long. RefSeq names its product Metallo-dependent phosphatase-like protein. The coding region runs from base 180 to 1874 and encodes 564 amino acids. The record is from RefSeq and is a predicted model, not a curated record. Gene Ontology annotation, cellular component: cytosol. NCBI's taxonomy places the organism in Eukaryota, Fungi, Basidiomycota, Agaricomycetes, Boletales, Pisolithaceae. Gene Ontology annotation, biological process: nucleotide catabolic process. The transcript is spliced from 19 exons. Gene Ontology annotation, molecular function: hydrolase activity.